This is a messenger RNA of Columba livia (rock pigeon), 1825 nucleotides long. It is a transcript of the gene RWDD4, whose product is annotated as RWD domain containing 4. The coding region runs from base 306 to 818 and encodes 170 amino acids. The record is from RefSeq and is a predicted model, not a curated record. The transcript has 8 exons. Lineage: Eukaryota; Metazoa; Chordata; Aves; Columbiformes; Columbidae. Gene Ontology annotation, molecular function: protein binding.
GGGCCGCGCCGCGCCAGCCGGUCCCCGCCAGCGGGUCCCGCCCAGCCCCGGCGGCGGGGAGGGGGGGAAGGGAGAGAGGGAGGGAGAGAGUGGGGGACGGGGGGCGGAUCUCCGCGCACUGCCCGCCCCGCAGCGCGCGCCAUGGCGGCCAACGAAGACCAGGAGAUGGAGCUGGAAGCGCUGCGCUCUAUCUACGAGGGAGACCUGUGCUUCAGGGAGCUCAGCCCCGUGUCCUUCCAGUACCGGUCUUUUGUCCAGAGAUAGCUGGCGUGCCUUGUCUACUUGCUAAAGAGAAAAUUCACAAAAUGCUUCAGAUAGGUGAAAAUGGAGACCCCAAAGCCUUUCUAAUAGAAGUUUCUUGGCCAGAAACAUAUCCACAAACAGCACCAGUCAUAUCGAUGGACGCUUUUUUCAACAACACAAUAUCUUCAGCUAUUAAACAAAGUAUUUUGGAUAAGUUAAUGGUAGAAGUUGAAGCAAAUCUUGGAACUGCUAUGACAUACACACUUUUUGAAUAUGCCAAAGAUAAUAAAGAGUUGUUCAUGGAAAAGCAGCCGGUUAACACUGUGACUUCAGUAAGCAAUAGUAUUGCAAUUGGAACUCCUGAUGUGCCAGCAAGUAAGAAAAAAGAUAAAAAGGAGCAGUUAUCCAAAACCCAGAAACGAAAACUGGCCGAUAAAACAGAUAACAAAGGGGAGCUUCCGCGAGGAUGGAACUGGGUGGACGUAAUUAAGCAUGUAAGUAUUUUCAAGCCAUCUUUUUCAAUGUUAAAAAGAUUUUCAAGAAAUAGUAAGAACUGUUGCUCUUUUGGAUUCUAAUUUACAUAUUACUCAAAUGCUUUAAUAUGGUUAGUCCUUCUGAAUAUUAGAGUUAGAAGGACUUUGAUUCCCCUUUGAACUUUGUUGGCCUAGUAUGUCUUUUUUAUUUAUUGAGCAAUUAAAUCUUAAUGUUAUGAUGAGAGAGGCUUGCUAGCCAAAUGCACUGCAAAUAUUCUGUCUUCAUCUGGCAACAAGAUGUAAAAUAAAGUCAGUGGUGUUGCCACGUUCUGGAGGGCAAUGGUUAAGUAAGCAGAAGGGAGUUGUCCCAAGUGGGAGCAUUUUGCUGCCUCCUACAAGCCUGAGUGUUCUCUGCUGCAGCUCCUUCAGUGAAUAAUUAUUUUCUGCUUGCUCCCACUGCAUUGAUUUCUGCCACCCUCUUGUCUUUGCUGAUUCAGUGGAAAUCCAUGUAGCUGCUUUGCAAUUUUGAAAGUAAACUAUUUUAUUUUACACAACUAUAAGUAAUUCUUACUGGUGCAGUUGUUAAAUAAGAGCAAGUAAAUGAUGAUGGUGGUUUUGGGCAGAAUCCUUCUGGGUUAAAAGUGGCUAUUUGUAGUGGAUGUCUUGAAUUCCAGAUAGAUAUCACGAUAUAUGCACUGCAUGUAAUAAUUAGCUUUUAAAAAGUGAGAAAUAGUGAAUUAAUGUCUCUUUUUUAUUGUGUAAAUUUCCACAUGGGAAUUCUCUCAGAGGUGCGUGGAGAUGCUUUUUUCCAUUAGUCCAUCUUAUUUAUUUUGGAGAGCUGGUGACAGAAAUCUUAAAAUUAAAUAGAAACAGCACCCUGAGGUUUUUCUGGGGUUUUGCGGUGUUGCUUUAUAAAGUCCACUUUUGCAUUCAGGAAAUAAGCUCAUUUAGUGUCUAAGCUUAAGAAAUUAUUUUUGAUGCUUUUCAGUCUUUUGGUACAGUAGCACAAUCAGUCUGUAUUAUUAAUUAAAUAUACAUGUGUUCUAUGUAAGACGGAGAUAAUGUUGUUCUUGUUUCCUAAUAAAUGGCAUGGCAGUCUAAACUCUGAA